UACAAACUUUGGAGGUAGAUCCGUUGUUUAUCGAAGCAUAAAAUCUGAGGAAAUAUGUGAUACAACGCUUUCAAAAUGACUCUUGUGCAUCGCGCGUUAUUCACAUGGUUCGUCCUGCUCGUGUUCCUGAUAUUACUCUGUCUUCGCCUAGAGCCACGAAGCCAUUGGAACUGGUUCAUCGUCUUCAUCCCUCUGUGGGUUUUCGAUACCAUUCUGAUCAUCUACGUCAUGAUUAAAAUCAUAACCAAAUGGAGGAAUCUUACCAGGUUAAAGGAGUUAUUGAUCUACUAUCAGUGGUACAUUGCCGGAGUUUUGCUGAAAAUCGCCGGCCAAGUGAUGAUCUGCCUCAAAUUAGAGUAUCAACAUUUAGAGCUUUCCAUUUACGUGACAAUGAUUCCCAUCUGGAUUUUAUUAGUCUCAACUAUUAUAUAUGUUUUCGUGAUUUUAAUUAAGAGUAAACAUUAGUGGUAAGAA
This is a messenger RNA of Hermetia illucens (black soldier fly), 474 nucleotides long. Its product is annotated as transmembrane protein 60. The transcript has a single exon. NCBI's taxonomy places the organism in Eukaryota, Metazoa, Arthropoda, Insecta, Diptera, Stratiomyidae. The record is from RefSeq and is a predicted model, not a curated record. Bases 76 to 465 code for a protein of 129 amino acids.